AUGGAUCUUUUCGACCUCGACACGUACUUCAGUAGAAUAGUCCCUUUGAAAGCCGUCCAGAAUGUAAUGCUAAGGUCCGCGAUGGCCGCAGUUGCCGCGAAUCAAAUCGGACAGAUGAUGGCCAAUCACUCGCCUUUGGAAGAUCUGCAGCAUCUCUUGCCAUUUGUUGGAGAAGAUGGUGUGUUGCAGCACACCGAUUGGUUUUACAAGGCGGCCAACUACUACGACCGUGGCAUAUCAUACCUGAGGAUUUUCCUGCAGCGUUGGUUGAGCGAUACAAAUAACGAGGGGUUUACCGCACAUGCCUCGAGGUACAAUGAUCCGAGAAGUCUGUCUGAACCGAACAACAGCGCCACGCUGAGCGUUUCUCCCCGCAAGCGACGACGCAUAAGCAGAACACAAUCAUCGGAUGGAGCAGACAUGGAAGCUUUGGUGGCUGCAAUAUCUGUGUUCUCGCUUUAUGAAUCGCUCGACAAUUUUGCCGAAGACUGGUCACAGCAUCUCGAUGGCUUCAAAGCACUCCUGGAGAGCAAGAUCCUUCCACAAGCCGCUCUUUCUGUCCCUCGCCCCCGUGCAAACCCUUUCAUAUCAAUGAAGGCCGGCCGAGCAGCUUUCUGGAACUUCGCUCGAGCAGAUUAUCUUGCGGCUUACGUCAACCACUCAAAAACCCGAUUAGACCCCGACAAUUUGACCAUGUGGAAAGCAGCAGGGUUGCCCGUUAUGGACGAUGGAACACUAAACUAUUAUAAUGAUCCAUCGACUCCAAUCAAUGCCGUCGUUUCAUAUCAACCCGGCGAUAGAGAAGACUUGGUUUCCUGUACGUUAAUCUGGAUUGUCUUGAGGACCAUGAAUUUUAUUGCACCGCAAGAAGACGGCACAGGAAGUACGGCAGGUACUCCACGAGUGUUCGACAGCCCCGCAACGCAAAUCAAAACCGGGUCCGAUCCGGGUACUCCAGGCGCUGUGCAAACUCGCAUUGUCCGGUGGAAACAUCUGCGUCGACAACUCGAAGACUGGUACGACAAUCUUCCGUUCACUUUUCAACCAUAUGCGAUUGCAGCCGCAGGGGCACAACAACCCUCCGACCUUUUGCCCGAUGGCAGACCGCGCUUCGCAAGACUGUUCUUCAGUGUCCCGAUGUGUGCUGCCGCGCUUCAACUAUAUCACUUUGCCCAAAUUCUUCUGCUCUUGAACCAGCCUGUCGAUGAACAGGACGCGAGACAUCCAGCAAACAGGCUUCGAAUGUUUCGACAGGUUGCCGAAGAGUCAGAGCAUCACAGCCGCCAGAUUUGCGGCAUCGCGUUGGGGAAACCACCGCCGGCAGUCAGCAGGCAAAUGGUGCACUCGCUCUAUCUGGCGGGAUCGUGCUUUGAGGAGAAAGAGGACCGAACAGUUGUUUUGGAAUUGCUUGACAACAUUGCUAAGGAGACAGGUUGUCCGACUGCGCACCGGAUUAGAGAUUUGAAAGAGCAAUGGCGCUGGGAGGAUGAUGCAGUCAGAGAGAUUGCAUAA
Molecule: messenger RNA, 1512 nt
Organism: Cladophialophora psammophila CBS 110553
Lineage: Eukaryota; Fungi; Ascomycota; Eurotiomycetes; Chaetothyriales; Herpotrichiellaceae
Exons: 2
Coding region: 1-1512 (503 amino acids)
Biological process (GO): positive regulation of transcription by RNA polymerase II
Cellular component (GO): nucleus
Molecular function (GO): transcription cis-regulatory region binding; DNA-binding transcription factor activity
Source: RefSeq, a predicted model, not a curated record